This is a messenger RNA of Erinaceus europaeus (western European hedgehog), 2235 nucleotides long. RefSeq names its product nei like DNA glycosylase 2 (gene NEIL2). The transcript is spliced from 5 exons. Gene Ontology annotation, cellular component: nucleus. The record is from RefSeq and is a predicted model, not a curated record. The coding region runs from base 252 to 1292 and encodes 346 amino acids. NCBI's taxonomy places the organism in Eukaryota, Metazoa, Chordata, Mammalia, Eulipotyphla, Erinaceidae. Gene Ontology annotation, biological process: base-excision repair. Gene Ontology annotation, molecular function: DNA N-glycosylase activity; zinc ion binding; damaged DNA binding.
GCACAGGCUGCGCGGGUUGAGUGCGCUCGCCGUGGGGCGGUGGGUUAUUCCCCAGCCUGGGGUCCUAGUACUUCAUCGACCUUGCGGAAGCUUGGGGUGUCCCCCACCCCUGCAAAAGCAAGACUUUACGCCGCCCGACCGUCUCUGGACCCCUGGUAGGGAAGUAUCCUCCCAGAACAAUCUAGAAGCGCCCGAGUGAGUUUGUGUUCACCAGCGUGCCCUCUAGGGAACUCCCUCAGGAAGCGGCAGCGAUGCCAGAGGGGCCAUCUGUGCGGAAGUUUCACCAUCUGGUCACCCCCUUUGUGGGGCAGCAGGUGGUCAAGACAGGUGGCAGCAGCAAGAAGCUCAACCCUGCUGACUUCCAGUCUCUGUGGCUCCAGGACACCCAAGUUCAUGGGAAGAAGUUAUUCCUUAGAUUCGAUUCUGAUGAAGAAAUUGAAUUGCCUGGCAGCAGGUCACCACCAGAGCCUCUCCAAAAAAGGAAAAAAGAGGCCAGGGAUCAGAAGCAGGUUCUGGGACCCAAGUGCCGGAAGAUUUCUGACACAUCCCUUCGGUCUCCAGAGUGCCCUGUGCCUAGUGGAGACAGCAGUGGGAGUUGUGUGGGAGGUGAUGCCCCUGCAAACAGUGCUGAGAAGUGGCUGCAGCUCAGCUUCGGUAUGUUUGGCAGCAUUUGGGUGAAUGAGUUCUCCAGGGCGAAGAAAGCCAACAAGAGGGGCGACUGGAGGGACCCCAUUCCCAGGUUGGUCUUGCACUUUGGUGGUGGUGGCUUCUUGGCAUUCUAUAACUGUCAGAUGUCCUGGGGCUCUUGCCCAGUGGUCACACCCACCUCUGACAUCUUGUCUGAGCACUUUCAUCGAGGACAAGCCUUGGAAGCCCUAGGCCAGGCACAGCCUGUUUGCUACACACUGUUGGACCAGAGACAUUUCUCAGGCUUAGGGAAUAUCAUUAAGAAUGAAGUCCUGUUCAGAGCAGGCAUCCAUCCUCUGUCACUUGGUUCGACACUUAGCCCUCCACGCCUCGAGGCCCUGCUGGACCAAGUGCUGGACUUCAGUGCCUGCUGGCUACAGGGCAAGCUCCAGAGCCAGCCACAGCACACACAGAUCUACCAGAAGGAGAGCUGCCCUGCAGGCCACAGAGUCCAGAAGGAAGCACUGGGGCCCGCAGGGGGCCUGAAGAGGCUCACCUGGUGGUGCCCACAGUGCCAGCCUCAGGAGCCCUCUGAGGAGUCCCUCAGUGAUGCACCUAUAAAGCUGCAGACCCCUAGUCCAUCUCCCCACACCUCAGCCCUUUAGGGAUCAAGAGUCAAGUGGGAAGGGGUGUGUGCAGGAUAGUGGCUAGGGGACAAGAAUUUGGGAGGCAGGGAAGACUGGGGGUGUGGUUCUGGGAAUGGUCAUUUCACUGGACUACCCUAGGGGUGGUAUUGCUCUCUUGUUUAGUUAAUUUUUCUUAGCCUUGUGGAACAUAAGAACAGUCAGACUGAUUAAAGUAGACACCUCUUGGAAAGGACAGUGAGGCAGGGAUGAUGAAAGUCCCUGGGAAACAUUCUCUCUGUGUGGUUUCUGUCUAGUGUGAAACUAUGUUAUGGGUAGUUGAAAGUCUCCUUUAAAAAAAUAAAAAAUAAAUAAAUAAAUAAAUAAAAGAAAGUCUCCUUUUGAGGGUGGGGAUAGAUAGCCUCUCAUGCCUGAGGCUCCAGAGUCCCAGGUUCAAUCCCCCACACCAUCAUAAGCCAGAGCUGAGCAGUUCUCUGGUUAAAAAAUAAAUAAAUAAAUAAAUAAAUAAAAGUCUCCUUUUGAGAAACGGAAAGGUGGAGUCAUCUGUCUUGGUUUUCUGCAGGGGCUAGAGAUGAGACUAGGAUUGCAGGGGUUGGGAGGCUGAAAUUCAACCUCUUGUCUACAUCCUUCCCAGGGUGAGGAGUCAUUGGAGGGAGAAAGGGGACCCCUUUAAUAACAAAAAAAAAAAAGCUCAUUUCCUCCUCACUGUGACAUGUUCAUGCUUGUUGCACAAGUUUGAAAUAAAAGGUUGGAGAGACACACUAUCAGGUGAGGUGUUCUCAGCUGUGAGAAACUAGGAGAGAUGUGGAAAUAAAACUUUUUGCUGCUCUUUGUUAAUCUUUCUUUGGCAUUGAGGCCUCUUGUACUCUUUGGGAAGGCAGGUACCAUAGGACCUGCUGAGUCAGCUUGGUAAUCCAUGUCAAAGGAGCAUGGCUAGGAGGAGCUAGGUUCCCACCUGCUUUGU